UGCGUGUGUGUGACUCAGUCGGACGACCUUUGCAAUUCGAAUUUUCAUAGUUGCCGCGCUUUAGGCGCCGCGUCCGUUCGUCUCCCUCAGAAGGUCAUCAUCAGCUCACAUCUCAUCCACCUCAUGCAACGCUACUCGUCAAAGGUUUUCGGUAACAAGACCAAUUUGGUUGUCGAACAGAACGAACAAGAAGGUGGCUUUUCAGCGGCCAGCCUCUCCUUGCGAGCUCAGAAGAAAAUCGCCAGCAAGCUGAGCACAAGAAAAGUGACGAAACUAUUCAUCAGCGAAUCAGUUGAUCGAGUAUAUCGACAAUCUAUACAAUGCACUGCGAACCUACUACUCGAAGAAGGACUCUGA
Messenger RNA from Ostertagia ostertagi, 357 nucleotides. NCBI's taxonomy places the organism in Eukaryota, Metazoa, Nematoda, Chromadorea, Rhabditida, Trichostrongylidae. The record is from the annotation of a GenBank genome assembly.